AUGAUGGUUAUAGGUUAACUAAUACUGGAUAUGAUUAUUUGGCACUGAAAACAUUUACUGCACGUCAACUUAUAUCAUCAUUUGGUAAUCAGAUUGGAGUUGGUAAAGAAUCAAACAUUUAUGUGGUUGCUGAUCCUGAGGAUAAACCAAUAUGUUUAAAAUUACAUAGAUUGGGAAGGACAUGUUUUCGUAAUUUAAAAGAAAAACGGGAUUAUCAUGCACAUCGACAUAAGGCUGGUUGGCUGUAUUUAUCAAGAAUUUCAGCAACAAAAGAAUAUGCUUACAUGGAGGCACUAUCAAAAAGAGGUUUCCCUGUUCCAAAACCCAUUGAUAUCAAUCGACACUGUGUGCUUAUGGAAUUAGUAAAUGGACAUCCUUUAUCUCGUCUUUAUGAAGUUGAUAAUGUAGAAAAUUUGUAUGAUGAUCUCAUGAAUUUAAUUGUUCGUUUUGCUCAACAUGGAGUUAUACAUGGCGAUUUCAAUGAAUUUAACAUAAUGAUUAAUGAUGAGGAAAAACCCAUCAUUAUUGAUUUUCCACAAAUGGUGUCGGUUACUCAUGCUAAUGCAGAAAUGUGA
Messenger RNA from Diuraphis noxia (Russian wheat aphid), 575 nucleotides. It is a transcript of the gene RIOK2, whose product is annotated as RIO kinase 2. NCBI's taxonomy places the organism in Eukaryota, Metazoa, Arthropoda, Insecta, Hemiptera, Aphididae. Gene Ontology annotation, biological process: maturation of SSU-rRNA; protein phosphorylation. Gene Ontology annotation, molecular function: ATP binding; protein serine/threonine kinase activity. The record is from RefSeq and is a predicted model, not a curated record. Gene Ontology annotation, cellular component: preribosome, small subunit precursor; nucleus; cytosol.